GCUAACAUCACGCAACCGAAGGCUAUCGUCACAUCUGCUAUUUUCCGCCAUCCCCGCGCGUCUAUUGUUAUCAUCAUACCUAAUUGCUACAUAGUAAUGCCUUAUUUCACUGGCGUGCACGAUGCCUCGGACCUUCUAGCGGACGCGAGACACGAACCAUACACAGAUAUUUCUCUAUCCUCGGAAGAGCCAGAUGUUUUGAUCUCUCCGCCACGCUCUCCUAGUAGACUUGACUUCUUUCAUGAAGAAGGCGGCGCUGUCGGUUGCUCUGAAUCAGAUGCAGACGCAGAACUGCCGAUUUCAAGGGUCAAGUGGGCACGCAACCUCUUCCGUAGCGGCCCGGCACUUGCGAAAUUUAGGGAGGAGGAGGACAGCGACGACGAGCCUCUCAUCGGUCUACCAAUCCUCCACGUGAAUGACCACAGCACCAAUUACCAGACAGACUUCGAAGACGAGCUCCAAUGCGUUCCAUUCCCACCUUCACUUCAGACAGUCACCAUGGAGCCAUUGGCACCAGAACCUGUUCGCCAUGCGACGCUUCCACAAGAAACAAAGGUGCAAAAUCCAACUCCUGUCUCACGUCCCCACUCGCAGCGUCUGAACUACCCUCACCGCGGAUUUUCACGGAGUGCUUUGUUGCAUCAAAAGUCUUUCUGGACAGCGCGCCAUGACGAAUGGUUGGAAUGGCAGGCCAAAGAAGUGAAACGGCGAAUAGACCACACUAUAUGCGCACAAGACCCUGGAGGCGCAUAUACUGGCAUCACGCUCAUGGAUAGUCAGGAAGUCUCUGGGCUGCCAUCGCAAAUCCGCGUGCCUCUAUCUGGCUUGGAGCGUGACUUUGAGGGGUAUGCAUCGAGAGACUUUGUCCAGGACUCGAACGCGCCGAUCUACCCUCGUGUGGGCGAUAUCUCUGCGCUUCGUGAUCCAUACUCUGCCAAUGUCGACCGGUGCUUCUUCAGGUUUCCGCUGUGGACCAUUCACAAGACGCUCUACGUGUUCGACAUGUAUCAAAGGGCAACCAAUAUUUCCGACCAGAUACAAGGUUCUGCGUCUUCAGGAAGCUUGCAGUCGUCGACUGGUUCAUCGACAUGCGGUGAUGGGGAUGUAACCCUUGUUGCUGACGAUGAACCACCCUUCGAGAAACAAACGCUUGACAACGGGUCUCAUCAAGAAUGUCUAUCGCCUAGAACUCCAAAAAGAUCUCCGCCGUGUACAUGGGAGGCUAUUCGCACCUGGGAGCUGAACUGGUACGCUCGCUGGGAGCUACUCAUUGGUCUCGUACAGCGCGACCAAGCCCUCCGGCAGGCAGCGCCGCUUUCGCCGUCGAUACCUCUGUCUGGGUUCGUAGAUGAAGACUCUUUACCGCCAAAAGAACUACUGGAACCGUUCACCCUGAAAGCUCCCACACCGAUUUUCCUCUUUGCUGGCGAAGACGGAGAGGGGGACAGCGGAGACGAAGAAGACGAUUAUGGUACCUUGGUUGCAAACCCGGUUUACAACAUUGACGAGACGUUCAAGGAGGGGUAUCACCGUGCAGUAAAUUUUUUCACCAAAGAUCGAGAGUCGAAAAGAGAGCGUCGGCUUCGAACACUGUCUGGGUAGAAAGUCAAGGAUGGUCGUCCGCAUGGAAGUCAACGAGGUUGGGAAUAUUUUCACCUUAUAUGCAGCUCCCUAGUUUUGUCGAUCCAUGCUAUAUUCCGAUGCUCCGAUGAGUUCAUACUCAAGACACUCUGAAUGGUAAAACUUCAUCUGGG
This is a messenger RNA of Suillus plorans, 1754 nucleotides long. RefSeq lists its product as uncharacterized. NCBI's taxonomy places the organism in Eukaryota, Fungi, Basidiomycota, Agaricomycetes, Boletales, Suillaceae. The record is from RefSeq and is a predicted model, not a curated record. The transcript has a single exon. The coding region runs from base 97 to 1602 and encodes 501 amino acids.